GUGCGUUCCGGAAAUGCGACUGCGGACGGCCUUCCCACGUGAUCGUGACGUCAGCGCGCCCGCGCCAGCUGGACGCCCUAGGCUUCCGCGGGAUCCUGGUCCGGGGCCUAGCUGCUUCACGCUACGGUGUGGUUGCUUUUGGGGUCUUUUUCUGUAGGCUCUCCGGGGGCUGGUCUUGGACUCCACGAUGUACCACAACAGUAGCCAGAAGCGGCACUGGACUUUCUCUAGUGAGGAGCAGCUGGCACGACUGCGGGCCGACGCCAACCGCAAAUUCAAAUGCAAAGCGGUGGCGAACGGGAAGGUUCUUCCAAAUGAUCCAGUCUUCCUUGAGCCUCAUGAAGAAAUGACUCUCUGCAAAUACUAUGAGAAAAGAUUAUUGGAAUUCUGUUCUGUGUUUAAGCCAGCAAUGCCAAGGUCUGUUGUGGGUACAGCUUGUAUGUAUUUCAAGCGUUUUUAUCUUAAUAACUCAGUAAUGGAAUAUCACCCCCGGAUAAUAAUGCUCACUUGUGUGUUUUUGGCCUGCAAAGUGGAUGAAUUCAAUGUAUCCAGUCCUCAAUUUGUUGGAAACCUUCGGGAGAGUCCUCUUGGACAAGAGAAGGCACUUGAACAGAUUUUGGAAUAUGAGCUACUACUUAUACAGCAACUUAAUUUCCACCUUAUUGUCCACAAUCCUUACAGACCAUUUGAGGGCUUCCUCAUUGAUUUAAAGACUCGCUAUCCCAUGUUGGAGAAUCCAGAGGUUUUAAGGAAAACAGCUGAUGAUUUUCUUAAUAGAAUUGCCUUGACGGAUGCUUACCUUUUAUACACACCUUCCCAAAUUGCCCUGACUGCCAUUUUAUCAAGUGCCUCCAGGGCUGGAAUUACUAUGGAAAGUUAUUUAUCAGAGAGUCUGAUGCUAAGAGAGAACAGAACUUGCUUGUCACAGUUACUAGAUACAAUGAAAAGUAUGAGAAACUUAGUAAAGAAGUAUGAACCACCCAGAUCAGAAGAAGUCGCUGUUCUGAAACAGAAGUUGGAACGAUGUCAUUCUGUUGAGCUUGCACUUAAUGUAAUUACGAAGAAGAGGAAAGGCUAUGAAGAUGAUGAUUAUGUCUCAAAGAAGUCCAAACAUGAGGAGGAAGAAUGGACAGAUGAUGACCUGAUGGGCUUGAAGGAAUACUGAGAAACUCAACUGCCCUGAGUCUAACUACAAAAAUACAGACACCUUCCUCAGUCUCAGUACAUCUCAGGCUGCGCUUUCGGUGCAGAUCACCAAACUUGGGCAUCAGAACAAGACUUAUGUCUGAAAAUGUUCCCACCCAGCCCCAUUAAAAAGAUUAAUGUCUGAGAGAUUUUACUUCAACAUUGACAGGCUAGUUACUGCAGGGCCUACAAAGAAAUAAUGAGAUACACCUUUCCUACCAUCAAACAAUACAGAGAAAAUGAAAUUGAGAAGAGGAUUCUUUAUUAAUACAAGUAAACAGCUGUUGCUACCCAAGUCAAAAUCCCAUAUGUUAUUAAUGCUUAGAUUUUAUUUCUAUAAAAGAGUUCCCCAACUAAAACUACUUUUAAACCACUGACUCUACCUUCUCAUUUUACAGAAAAGGGCACAAAUCUAAAGAAGCUAAGUUAUUUGUCAGUUUUGAUGCCAGAACUUAGGACUAUCUACCUUCUAGUAUCAGGUCCUCUUUUUCACCUGACACCUACUAUCUGUAUGGCCUUGGUCAAGUCAGUCCUUCUAAGCUUCAUCUUUCUCAUACAUAAAUAUAAAGUCUACACUGCAGGUUGUUGUAAGGAUUAGAAACAAUACAGUCAUCCCUCAGUAUCAAUG
Messenger RNA from Microcebus murinus (gray mouse lemur), 1813 nucleotides. The record is from RefSeq and is a predicted model, not a curated record. NCBI's taxonomy places the organism in Eukaryota, Metazoa, Chordata, Mammalia, Primates, Cheirogaleidae.